Molecule: messenger RNA, 474 nt
Organism: Magallana angulata
Lineage: Eukaryota; Metazoa; Mollusca; Bivalvia; Ostreida; Ostreidae
Product: lysyl oxidase homolog 2-like
Exons: 4
Coding region: 1-474 (157 amino acids)
Cellular component (GO): membrane
Source: RefSeq, a predicted model, not a curated record
AUGGAUAUUAAAGCGAGGAAGUCAUUAAUGUGGGAAGAAGCCGGAAGGACAGGCCACCACAGUAACCUUUGCGGAGAAGAGAUUUGCAACAAUAUCUCCACAUGUAUUACAAUGCCCGGGAAUAAGAAAGUUUGCAUUGAAACAGAUUGUUCCCAAUCAGCGCCAGGUAUACCAAACGGAAAAAUUGUCCAGCGAACUUACUCUCCAGAUAUAGUUACCUACAGAUGUAAUGGUUUUAUCCAAACCACAUGUUGCCCUCCUGGCGGGAAAUGGGAAUCUCUUGAUUACCAAUGCGAAUGGCAAACCACAAGGCUAGUUGGUUCCAAUGUAUCCUUCGAGGGACGAGUUGAAGUCUACCUAAAUGGAUUCUGGGGAACUGUUUGUGAUGAUGAGUUUGAUAUGGCGGAUGCCAAUGUCGUUUGUUCGAGUUUGGGAUACCCCGGGUACGUGUUCUUUAGCGUUUAUUUGUCUUGA